Gastrolobium bilobum is the source of this 816-nucleotide messenger RNA. RefSeq lists its product as uncharacterized. The transcript has 3 exons. Gene Ontology annotation, biological process: proteolysis. Gene Ontology annotation, molecular function: aspartic-type endopeptidase activity. Bases 1 to 816 code for a protein of 271 amino acids. Lineage: Eukaryota; Viridiplantae; Streptophyta; Magnoliopsida; Fabales; Fabaceae. The record is from RefSeq and is a predicted model, not a curated record.
AUGUUCAAGAGUAAGAAGCCUUUUAGUACCAAGGAGUUUGAGCAUAAGACGUUAAGUGGAUCAUCUUCUUUCUGGAAAGGUAAAGGUAAAUAUUUGAAGGUCAGGACUCAGAAAGACAAGUUUAAGAAGAAUACAAAUGAGAGUAGCACUACAACAAGUUUUCCACAGUGUGAUGUAAAAGUUGCUAGUAGGCAAACUACUGCAGUGCCAGCAGCUUCAGUACCUCAAACUAUAGCCAGAGCGUAUACUCUGAAUUUCCAGCAGUCGGAGAAAGCUCAGAAUCUUGUCAAAGGUACAAUUUAUGUAGAUAAUAAUGAUGUGAGAGUCUUAUUUGACUCGGGAGCUAGUCACUCCUUUAUUGUGGGUCCGUGUGCCAUUAGAUUAUACCUACCCAUGUAUGAAUUGUCUCGUCCUUUGGAGGUUAUUACUGCUACAGGGGAGAAGUGCACUACUUCAGAAGUGUGCAAAGAUGUUAAAUUUCAGUAUGAAGGUCAAGAAUAUAUAGUGGAUCUAGUAGAUUGUUGCAGCAAAAUAAUAGUGAUGUCUCCUAGGAAUACAAUUGAGAGUUCUUCUCCUUAUUUGUCAGUGCUUCAAGCUAGAAAGGUCUUGAAGAGAGGUUCUUUUGGCUAUAUCCUUUUGGGAGGUUUAAUUAGUGAUGCUAAAAGUGAUAUUGUAAAGAUUCCAGUGGUGCAAGGUUUUAUGGGUGUGUUUCCAGAUGAGAUUCCACAUCUACCACCAGAGAGGGAGAUAGAGUUCUCCAUGACUUACUUCCUGGUGCAAGGGUUUAUGGGUGUGUUUCCAGAUACCUACCACUAG